ACCUUUCUCGCUAAAUUCUUUCCUACUUCAUCAUAACGUCCUUCGCACACUCACUCUCAUGAACAAUUACACUUAACCGAUUAUUGAUCUAAGAUUAGAUUACAGGUUCAUGUAGAGUUGCGUGACCGUUGCUAUUGAUCUCGGCGUAAUGCAAAUUAGGCGUAUCUAGUGAAUAAUUUCGAAACCUGUUUCUUAGGAUCUUUUUGUGCGCAUACUGAUUGUUCUUUCGUGCUUCCUGUGCCAUUACUCACUAUGAUGAACUAGUGUUUAAAGAGUGAUUUCAAAAUUCUAUUAGCGCAUUUAGAACAGAAGAGUGAUAAAUUUGAAACUGGACUUCCUUUUGUUUUCAGUUGUUUUUAUUCCUUAGAUUUCAUCGGUGGAGAUUAAAUGCUGCAAUGUGGUAUAGGGUUUGUUCAAAGACAGUUUUUUAUUUUAAUUCUCAAUUUAAUUAUCGUACUGACUCAAUGAUGAUCGUGAUUUUGAGUUUAUUACAUAAAUAGAAACUGUGGGGAAAUGAUCAGUGUUGUAGAAUCACAAGCGUGAAAUUCUGGCCAGGGAAAGGGGGUUGGCCGCUGAGCAUUUGCUGUCGUAGUUACGAUUCUGGUUGCAAGUCAAAAUUAAAUGCUCGAGUAUAAAUUAAUACGAUGACAAAAUUGUGCGGUAAUAUGGUGCAGGAUGAUGCUUCCAUUUCAUGGAGGAGAAGGAAGAAGCAUUUUUUUGUUCUCAGUCAUUCUGGCAAACCAAUAUAUUCUAGGUACGGAGACGAACACAAGCUUGCUGGUUUUUCGGCAACUUUGCAAGCAAUCAUUUCCUUUGUGGAAAAUGGGGGUGAUCAUGUGAAAUUGGUGAGGGCCGGAAAGCAUCAGGUGGUUUUUCUUGUAAAAGGACCAAUUUACUUGGUCUGCAUCAGCUGCACGGAAGAACCCUAUGAGUCACUAAGGGGACAGUUGGAGCUUUUUCAUGGCCAGAUUAUUGUUAUACUAACAAAGUCAGUAAACAGAUGUUUUGAGAAGAAUCCAAAGUUUGAUAUGACACCCUUGCUUGGUGGAACAGACCUUGUUUUCUCUUCACUAGUCCACUCUUUUAGUUGGAACCCGGCUACAUUUCUUCAUGCCUAUACUUGUCUGCCUCUUGCAUAUGCAACAAGGCAAGCUGCUAGUGCCAUCUUGCAAGACGUUAUUGAUUCUGGUGUUCUGUUUGCAAUUCUGAUGUGCAGACAUAAGGUAAUCAGUCUAGUUGGUGCUCAGAAAGCCUCUCUUCAUCCAGAUGAUAUGCUGCUCUUGACCAACUUUGUUAUGUCAUCUGAGUCCUUUAGGACUUCAGAAGCAUUUUCUCCUGUUUGCUUGCCACGAUACAAUGCUUUGGCAUUUUUGUACGCUUAUAUCCACUUUUUUUAUGAUGAUACGUAUUUGAUGUUGCUGACCACGAGUUCUGAUGCAUUUUACCAUCUUAAGGAUUGUAGGAUUAGUAUUGAAACUGUCCUUGUGAAGUCAAAUGUCCUCAGUGAAGCUCAGAGAUCCUUGGUAGAUGGUGGGAUGCGUGUGGAGGAUCUUCCUCCCUUACCUUAUUCAGGAUCUUCACGUUUAGGUCAGCAUAGGCUUCCAUCAGAUUCUCCUGAAAGAUUAAGAGAACCUGAUUGUGGCAUUGGUGGUGCUGCUGGGUUGUGGCAUUUCAUAUAUCGUAGCAUUUUUCUAGAUCAAUAUAUAUCCUCAGAGUUCUCAUCGCCUAUUAAUACUCCUAAGCAGCAGAAAAGAUUGUAUAGAGCUUACCAAAAACUUUUUGCAUCCAUGCAUGAUAAAGGACUUGGGCCACACAAAACCCAGUUUAGAAGGGAUGAAAACUACGUACUGCUUUGUUGGGUAACACAGGAUUUUGAGCUUUAUGCUGCAUUUGAUCCCCUUGCAGACAAGGCCUUGGCAAUAAAGACUUGCAAUCGGGUGUGUCAAUGGGUAAAAGAUGUGGAAAAUGAAAUAUUUUUGCUAGGAGUUAGUCCCUUUUCGUGGUGAUUUUCUAUCAAAUACUGUAAACGUGUAUGAGAAUGUUCGUUUAAUAAAAGUUCUAUAGAAUUUAUUAUUUCCUCUUUUCCCCAUUGUCUUCUAUUAGGAAAUUCUUUGAUGGAAAAUUAUAUUAUUAGUAUGUCAGUGCUUACAGCGGAACUGCUGCUCGGUUGUAAAUUUUUCCAAA
Messenger RNA from Vigna umbellata (rice bean), 2184 nucleotides. Its product is annotated as vacuolar fusion protein MON1 homolog. Gene Ontology annotation, biological process: vesicle-mediated transport; protein targeting to vacuole. Lineage: Eukaryota; Viridiplantae; Streptophyta; Magnoliopsida; Fabales; Fabaceae. The record is from RefSeq and is a predicted model, not a curated record.